CCUUUUUUUAGCUCCAAAUCAAAAUCCUCUUUCUUUCCCAUACUUGUUUUGAGAUUUUAGAAGAGUUGUUUCAUGUUUGCUUCACGCAAAAACCUAACUAUUAUUGAGGUUAAGCCUUUGCUUCAUCUCGUGGCUUUAAAGCUUUCUUCUAACCUUUUUUAAACCCUUCACUUAAAUAUAUAUUAACCCACCAAACCUUUAUAUUCAUACAUAAUCACUCUCUUAUUCUUCUCCUUCUCCUUCUCUUUUCUCUUUCUUCUUUCUCUCUCUCUCUUCCUCAUUUUCAUUGCUAUGUAUGAAUCUCAUAAACCCUACUUGCCCUAGCUUUGCCCUAGCUAAUUAAUCAUAAGAAAAAAAAUAGUGCUAAGUGAUACAAUUUUCAAAAAUGAGUAUAAACUCUAGUUGCAGCGGUAGCGGUGGUGGUUGUAGUGGUGGUGGAAGUGGUGGAAAUGGUGGUGUUUGUGGUCCUUGCGGUGCGUGCAAGUUUUUGAGGAGGAAGUGUAUUCCGGGUUGUAUCUUUGCGCCUUACUUCGAUUCGGAGCACGGCGCUUCACAUUUCGCGGCCGUUCAUAAGGUUUUUGGUGCUAGCAAUGUUUCGAAGCUGUUGCAAAAUGUUCCGGUGCACAAACGUUUUGAUGCAGUUAUCACCAUUUGUUAUGAAGCUCAAGCAAGGUUGAGAGAUCCUGUUUAUGGUUGUGUUGCUCAUAUCUUUACCCUUCAGCAACAGGUGAUGAGUUUACAAGCAGAACUCUCCUACUUACAAGGUCACCUAGCUACAUAUGAAGUCCCUCAACCACCAACACCUUCUCCACCACAAGCAUUUCCAAUGGUCUCUUCUUCAUCCAUUCCACCCACAUAUGACUUGUCUUCACUCUUUGAUCCUAUGGCACAAACUUCUGCAUGGGCCAUGCAUCAAAGGCCUAAUGAGCCUCGUCAAUAUUUGGGUAGUGGCACAUCAACACCAAGUAGCAAUAAUGGUGGGGAUCUUCAAGUAUUGGCAAGAGAGCUUUUGCAUAGAUAUGGAUCUGCUCCAUCCUCUCGUUCUCUUUCCAAAUGACCAAUCUUUGAUUUAAUCAACUAAACUAAUCUUUGUUUUUAGUUGAUAUAUUGAUACUAGGAAGGAUCUUGAUUUUUCAGUGUUUGAUAUUGAGAAAGUAAUUAUAUUCA
Messenger RNA from Lathyrus oleraceus (garden pea), 1167 nucleotides. Its product is annotated as LOB domain-containing protein 18. Gene Ontology annotation, cellular component: nucleus. NCBI's taxonomy places the organism in Eukaryota, Viridiplantae, Streptophyta, Magnoliopsida, Fabales, Fabaceae. The record is from RefSeq and is a predicted model, not a curated record. Bases 386 to 1057 code for a protein of 223 amino acids. The transcript is spliced from 2 exons. Gene Ontology annotation, biological process: hormone-mediated signaling pathway; positive regulation of DNA-templated transcription.